AAACGAUGGCAUCCGGAUACGGCCGACCUUAUGCUUGAGUGGGACGUUUUAAAACCAAACAUCAAACAUGGAUCUGGUUGCGCUCAAAACGCGCUCUUCUACGAGCACCGAACAACGCAUGUUACGCGGUUGUGCGCUAGUUUUUAAUUGACCUUCGCGUUAUGUUAUAACUGUGACAUUGUCAAGUUUUAUUUUUGUAACCAAAUAAGUACAUAAACAACAAAAACUAAACCGUUUAUGGAUUAAAUUUAAACAUAGUAAUAAUGCGGUUGUCAAAUGUAAUUUUUGCGUGUAUGUAGCGUGAAUUAGUGUUUUUUAGCUUUUGGAAAUAUACGUAUCGAGCAUAUGGAAAACAGCUAGCAAAAACAUGUCAAAAAGUGGAUAUACAUGUGUCCGCUACAUAUUCUGCUGGCUGAAUGUUAUUCUUUUGAUGACAGGAUGCGGCAUUUUGGGUGUCGGCAUAUGGCUGAGGGUGGCAUACGAAGGGUAUGCUACCCUACUGCCCCAGUAUGCAAUGCUGAGCGCUGACAUUUUAGCAAUUGUUGUGGGAAUAACAGCCUGUAUUCUGUCCUUUUGCGCUUGUUGCGGAUCUUGGAUGCAAAGCAGGUUUAUGUUGAUUACGUUUCAUUGUUGUGGCGUUCAAAAUUAUGAGGAUUGGUACAUGAUAGAUGCUUGGCCUACAAAGAAAUGGGUUCCGGAUUCAUGUUGUGUUCCUGCUGUUAAGUUCGGGGUAGCAGAUGAAUGCGGACGUUCAGGUAUUCCUGACUACUGGUUCCCAAAAGGAUGUUCUGAUCAAGUGAAGAUGUGGUUUAUUCAAAGAUUACAUAUCGUUGGAGUUGUAGGCCUUGCAGUUGCUUUCAUUCAGCUGUAUGGUCUCAUAUCGUCGAUGCUGUUAUUUUGCACCGUAAAACACAAGCGAAGCUCGUACACUUACAAAUCUUACGACAUGUAAGCCAGUGAUGAUAUCGUCAGUGAUGAUGAUUACAGUGAUCGGUGUGCGUGUGUGUUUGCGUUCGCAUAAACUUUGUGCGUGCGGAUUCGUUAUUUUUGUGUAGAUUUACUAACGCCAGUGUUUGCUUUUGUUGACCUAAAAAUACUACUAGCAUUCGUUGCCAUAAUAGUAAACCCGAGUGGUAAAUAUAGCUUUAAUUGGUGUCUAUGUAUGAGAAAUUGAGCAAAAGGGUAAUUCCUUCUGAUCUUCUUUAAUGGAGAAGAAAUCAUUUAUUUACCAACGUUUUUUGCUAUUAAAUUUAAUGUCUAAGGACCUUGCGUGACUAAGAGGUUUGUAAAUUCUAAUUUUAACAUUUUGUAAUAACCAAAAUGUUCGACUAAAAACACCAAGAAGAGGAAAACUAUACAAAACAAUUACAUGUACAUAGAGAGUUGAAUAUGAAUAUGGUUAUACAAUAAACUAUCGUAUUUUGAACUAAUAAAGUAUGGUAAUUUAGUAGCUAAUUUUCCUAAUAGAUGAGAUUUAAUGACGCGGGUCCUUCUCCCUAUUUCUGGCAUGAAAAUAGUCCCAUUUCCCAGUGAUGAAAUGUAACACAUCAGUUAGCAACAAUAGAGAACCAGUUAUUAAAAUUUUUAUCAUUCAUAGAAGUUAACUGGAAAAUCCUGUAUGUUUUACAAUAAUUACAAGAACAGUGACUAGAAUGAUCAUCCUUUCUACAAUAAAUGUGAAGCCUCAGCUCUUAGUACAUUUGAACUAUUGUUUUCCGUCUUUUUCAGAUUUUAAGAGUAAGUUAAAAAGCUGUUCCGUAUGUUUUUGAUGAAAAAAUGAUUGUACUGCAAGUGACUCCGUAGUCCUUGCAAUAAUAUCCCCCCCAUCCUUAUCCAAUGGACUUUUUAUUUAUUAUUAGAACAAAAGGUCUUUUAAGUUCCUUAAUUACGCUUCUAACUUUAUACAUAUAAUUAAUACCUUUUGAAUUAUGUAUAGGUACCAAUUAAAAACAUAAGGUACAAAAUGUUAUUAAAGGUGAAUUUUAUUUGAUAUAUCAAGUACAACACAUGGUUUUUAUUUACGUUUUGUUUUCAUAGCUUUUUGUAGUUGUGUUUUAUUGAUCGUUUGGA
This is a messenger RNA of Agrilus planipennis (emerald ash borer), 2070 nucleotides long. Its product is annotated as tetraspanin-9. NCBI's taxonomy places the organism in Eukaryota, Metazoa, Arthropoda, Insecta, Coleoptera, Buprestidae. Gene Ontology annotation, cellular component: membrane. The transcript is spliced from 5 exons. Bases 368 to 952 code for a protein of 194 amino acids. The record is from RefSeq and is a predicted model, not a curated record.